AUGGCUGAAAAUCCCGACAGCAUGAAUAGCAUAUUUGGGCCGGCCCCGGAGCCACCCACCGAGUUGGGUCGGUAUAGGGUUCUAUCCAAGACAGCCGGCGUCAGGGUAUCCCCUCUGUGCUUGGGCGCCAUGUCCGUCGGUGAUGCUUGGGCCGAUAUCAUGGGCAGCAUGAGCAAAGAGAACUCGUUCAAACUCCUUGACGCUUUUGUCGAGGCCGGAGGCAACUUCAUCGAUACUGCUAACAACUAUCAAAACGAGCAAUCUGAAACCUGGAUCGGUGAGUGGAUGGCAGCGAGGAAGAACAGGGACCUGAUGGUCAUUGCCACCAAGUACACCACCCCCUACCGCAGUUGGGAACUCGGCAAGGGCAAGACCGUCAACUACUCAGGCAAUCACAAACGAAGUCUUCACCUCUCAGUGCGGGACUCGUUGAGAAAGCUCCAAACCGACUUUAUCGACAUCUUGUAUGUCCACUGGUGGGACCACACGACUUCGAUCGAAGAAAUGAUGGACAGCUUGCACAUCAUGGUGACUCAAGGAAAAGUACUCUAUCUGGGUAUCUCCGAUACACCAGCAUGGAUUGUCAGCGCGGCCAACACAUAUGCACGCGAGCACGGCAAGACCCCGUUCUCGGUGUACCAGGGCCAGUGGAACGUGAUGCAGCGCGACUUUGAGCGCGAAAUCAUCCCGAUGGCGCGACACUUCGGCAUGGCGCUCGCGCCCUGGGACGUGCUGGGCGGAGGCAAGUUCCAGACGAAGAAGCAGCUGGAGGCACGCAAGAAGCAAGGAGAGGGCCUGCGGAAGAUGGUCGGCACCGGCCAGCAGUCAGCCGCACAAGAGAAGAUGAGCGCCGCGCUCGAAAAGGUUGCCAACGAGCAUGGUCUCGAAUCCCCUACCGUGAUCGCGCUCGCGUAUGUCAUGCGAAAGACCACCAAUGUGUUCCCCAUCGUCGGCGGUCGUAAGAUAGAGCACCUCCAAGACAACAUCAAGGCACUCAGCAUCAAGCUGUCCGACGAGCAGGUCCAGUUCCUCGAGAACCAGCAGGAAUUCAGCCCAGGCUUCCCGAGCUCGUUCGUCGGCGAAAGUCCCUAUAUGACUGGCAAGAGUACUCCCACGCUUGCCUCGAGUGCGCCACUUGCUUGGCCAAUUCCCGAGAGGCCGUUCUCGAAAGAAGGUUGA
Molecule: messenger RNA, 1179 nt
Organism: Rhinocladiella mackenziei CBS 650.93
Lineage: Eukaryota; Fungi; Ascomycota; Eurotiomycetes; Chaetothyriales; Herpotrichiellaceae
Exons: 5
Coding region: 1-1179 (392 amino acids)
Source: RefSeq, a predicted model, not a curated record